GACAGCAGCGAGCACGCGCAGCUGGCGGGAAAAACACCCGGAUUACAAACACGUCCCGAAACUUUGAUGGAUAUUUUAAUUAAUAAAAUGCUAAUUUAAGCUUUUUUUAAAGCGUUGUUAUUGUGGAUAUUCAGUAUCUGACGGGAUAAUGGUUCAAAUAGUCAUAAGAGGCAGUGUGGACGGCAGCAGUCCUCCAGAGUGGCUGCUGGUGGAGCUGCAGGGAGAGGUGGUGUCCAGACACAACUCUGGUCUGGCAGGAAACGUGAUGGGAGACCUGCUCUACACCAAAGAGGGGGUGCCGGUGCUGAUCGUAGGACAUCAUAUUCUGUACGGGAAGCAGGUCAAACUGGAGAAACCCUUCGCCGUCCUCACCAAGCAUGCCGUCCAUUCACAAGAUAGCGGCAAUAGCAACGAUGACGUCACACAGGUACCCAUGGAAACGGACCAGCAAGGAGCCACCUCCACCUCCACCUCCACCUCUUACUCUGUGUCUGCCCUCAUCAAACGGAAGCUGAUCUUCAAGACGCGCCCCAAACCGAUCAUCACGAAUGUACCCAAGAGGGUGUGAGCAUGACGGCGACACCGGCCUGUGAUGAUAAACUGAUCCAUGUGACCUGUGCGGGACAUUUUAAACCCGUUUGAUCAAUACCACACCUCUUAUUGAUCACCUGUUUGAACGGCACGAUGACGAGAUGGGUUACUGAAUGAUUGUAAGACUUUUCUGUUGAGACAAAACAAAUGUUUCAGUCCAUACAUACAAACAUUGUCCACUAGAUGGCAACCUUAUUAUUUAUUUCAUCGUGACAGGAGGUGGGUCCUUCCAAAAUACCAUAAAUUCACUUUAAGUUGAUAACCUGAGUUCAUAGUUUUCAGAUAAAGUGUGAGCAAACGUCCACAACAUAAACUGACUGUUUCAGGAGAUGUCUAAUAAAAACCUGCUCUGUUCACUCACCGUGUCCGCCUC
Larimichthys crocea (large yellow croaker) is the source of this 964-nucleotide messenger RNA. It is a transcript of the gene chtf8, whose product is annotated as CTF8, chromosome transmission fidelity factor 8 homolog (S. cerevisiae). Bases 149 to 568 code for a protein of 139 amino acids. NCBI's taxonomy places the organism in Eukaryota, Metazoa, Chordata, Actinopteri, Sciaenidae. The record is from RefSeq and is a predicted model, not a curated record. Gene Ontology annotation, cellular component: Ctf18 RFC-like complex. The transcript has 3 exons. Gene Ontology annotation, biological process: mitotic sister chromatid cohesion.